CACACACGCACACACAUUUCUCCACACACUCCUCCACACACUCCUCACUUGCGCUCUUUCGACAUCUCACACGCUGCUCAGAGAAGAGGAGCAAUGACUGGCCAUCACUGGGGAUACGGAGAGGACAACGGUCCAUCGGCAUGGCACAAAGAUUAUCCCAUAGCUGAGGGGAAUCGCCAGUCACCGAUUGAUAUAGUCCCUUCAGAAGCUGUGUUUGAUGCCAAACUGUCUCCAAUCUCACUGUCUUACAACAACUGCACCUCUCUCAGCAUAUCUAACAAUGGCCAUUCAGUGGUGGUGGAGUUUGUUGACACCGAUGAGAGAUCAGUGAUUACAGGAGGUCCUCUGGAAAAUAUGUACAGGCUUAAACAGUUUCACUUCCACUGGGGAAGCAAGGGUUGCUGUGGCUCCGAACAUACAGUUGCUGGAAAAACCUUUGUUUCUGAGCUUCACCUGGUUCACUGGAAUGCCAAUAAGUACAAGUCCUUUAGUGAGGCUGCAGCUGCCCCUGAUGGCUUGGCGGUGCUUGGCAUCUUUCUGGAAACCGGUGAUGAGCACAGAGCUCUUCAUCAAAUAACAGAUGCCUUGUAUAUGGUUAGAUUCAAGGGCAGCCUUGCUGAAUUUAAGGGCUUUAACCCUAAGUGCCUCCUGCCAAACAGUCUUGAGUACUGGACAUACCCGGGCUCUCUCACCACUCCUCCUCUGUAUGAGAGCGUCACGUGGAUUGUGCUGAAAGAGCCUAUUUAUGUGUCAGAGAAACAGAUGGGAAAGUUUCGCACGCUUCUGUUUAACGGUGAGGAGGAAGAAGACCGAAAUCGAAUGGAGAACAACUACAGACCACCACAACCACUGAAAGGCAGGAUGGUGCGAGCCUCUUUUAAAUAGCCUGGUGCUUAUUGAUGAGCUGGAGCUUCAAAACCACCAAAUAUGAUGAACUAUAUUCUUCAAAACACUGUUCCUUGAUCACUUUUGAAGUUCAGACGUAUAUUAAGGGUGUUGGGUUUGUUCUAUCAUGUCACUGUCUCUUGAACGCUGCUUUAAGGUUUUGGGCAAUGACCUUAAACACACAGCUUGACUGACAUUGAGCUCUUUGAAUCCGAGGCUCUCCAUUUUUAGAUCUCUUCUCAUCCACCUUGAUCAGGCUUGUGCAAACAGAUCCUCGUUGUAGAUUCAAAGGGUCCAGGCUGUGGGUCUGGUAAGCCCACUGUCGCCUGCUUCUUCACCGGUGUACACAGUAAGAAUGGAUCAGUAAUCCAGGAGUCUGAAAUUGAACCCGUUCGUCUCCAGCUGGGGCUCUUGUUAACUUUUGAUAAGGCAUGCGCGGUGACAUUUAAGCUCUUCAUAGUAAGGUAGAUGGUUGCACUCAGUUGACGCUUGAAGUUGCAUGAUUACACAGCGUUAUUUUGGAUUUUGUUGUGAUUUUAUAAAGUAAGUCGUCUUUGCAGACUGUAGUGGGACUUUGUUUCCUGGCAGUGAAACUUUAUAAAUGAUUUUACAGUAAUGUGUGGAGGUUGAAAUGACUGAUGGAUCACGCUGUGCACACUUUAAAAAACAAGUUCCUAUUAUUAAUGUAAUUCCUAAUGGAAUCUCUGGCAGGGGAGUGACGGAAGCUCUCCAACAGCUCAGAGCCGUAUUUAGACUCAACUCCUGGAAAACAUCCAGCUCAGACGGCAGGGAUUUUCUUUUGGAUGUGUUUGGGGAUUUCAUACGUUUUGUAUUGUAAUUAGGUAUGUUAAAUAUGUACAAAAUAAAACUAUUUUAAUAAUC
Messenger RNA from Danio rerio (zebrafish), 1767 nucleotides. RefSeq names its product carbonic anhydrase 7 (gene ca7). Gene Ontology annotation, molecular function: carbonate dehydratase activity; zinc ion binding. NCBI's taxonomy places the organism in Eukaryota, Metazoa, Chordata, Actinopteri, Cypriniformes, Danionidae. The record is from RefSeq and is marked provisional.